This is a messenger RNA of Mya arenaria, 1036 nucleotides long. RefSeq lists its product as uncharacterized. The transcript has 9 exons. The record is from RefSeq and is a predicted model, not a curated record. Bases 1 to 843 code for a protein of 280 amino acids. Lineage: Eukaryota; Metazoa; Mollusca; Bivalvia; Myida; Myidae.
AUGACAUUCCACUUGCAGGACCCGUGUCCCUACCUCAAAGGUCACACUUAUGAUGCUGUUAAAGAUGGUCAUACAGCUGCAGAUACUACAGAGGUCACAGAAACAUCUGAAGAUGCCCUCGGUGAAUCAGCAGAAGUCUUGGAACAUGCUUAUCAUGAUGCUGUAGGGAACAGUGGGACAGUUGCCCCAUCCACAGUUGCCCCAUCCACAGUUGUCUCUGAACAUGCUGAAGGGCCGCCUCAAGAUGCUGUUAAAGAUGGUCAUACAGCUGCAGAUACUACAGAGGUCACAGAAACAUCUGAAGAUGCCCUCGGUGAAUCAGCAGAAGUCUUGGAACAUGCUUAUCAUGAUGCUGUAGAAAUCAGAGGGAUAGUUUACCAUCCACAGUUGUCUCUGAACAUGCUGAAGGGCCGCCUCAAGCAAUGUUCAAGAUUUGACCCAGGAGCAGCUACAGUAUUAUGGUUGAUCAGAGUGAGAGGCAUCUGCGGAAAAUAUUUGGAGGAUAUAUUCUCUGCGAGAGACAUAUUGCAUUCAAGCAGGAAGGAAGAAGCAAAAAUGCUGUUAAGACGAUUAUACAGUUGCAGAAACAACAGAGAUCUCAGAACCAUCUCAAGAUGCUCUUGGUGCAUCAACAGAAGAUCAGAAGUGGACCAUGCCUAUCUUGAUGCUACAGGGAACAAUGGUACAGUUGCCCCAUCCACUGUCAUCUCUGAACAUGCUGAAGGGCUGCCUGAAGCCAGGAACUUUCAGCGUUUAACAGAGGAGCAAGGCCAACUCCUAAGAAAAUGUCGAAGUGUUCAACAUUACUAUGAGACGGGAACUGAAGAUGAUAGACUGUAUUAAUUCAAUCAAAAGCCACAAGUGUUUGAAUUCUCUGAAGUGGAAUUAAAUAAAAAAACACAUUACACAGUUGGAUAACGACAGAUUGCACACUGAAACAAUAAUAAGUGUUCAAAGUGCUAGUACAUCUUGUACAUAGUGUCAAGGUGUCCAAGCAUGUCUCUGUAAGCCAAUGGUUCACUGCAUAUGAGGUUAA